This is a messenger RNA of Lobosporangium transversale, 1600 nucleotides long. RefSeq lists its product as hypothetical. The transcript has 4 exons. The coding region runs from base 103 to 1410 and encodes 435 amino acids. The record is from RefSeq and is a predicted model, not a curated record. NCBI's taxonomy places the organism in Eukaryota, Fungi, Mortierellomycota, Mortierellomycetes, Mortierellales, Mortierellaceae.
CACAUUCGUUAGACUUCAUUCAUCUUUCUGUUCAACUCCUUGCAUCAUUCAUUUCCAUUUGAAUAUUUAUACCCAUUAAAAGUUGGACCGUCAAUAAUUACCAUGUGCAUCUUACUUUGGACUCUACCUUUUUGCAACCAUCCUCGGUUCAAAUUUGCAUUUGCAAGCAAUCGUGACGAGUUCAUGGGUCGUGAGGCAGCUCGUGCGGAUUUUUGGGAUAUCCCAUCUGUCCUGAAGCGAGCCAACACCCCCAAACAACCUAAUCGUGGGACGUGUGGUGUAGGGAUUCUCUCCGGUCAGGACCUUCAACCAUCUCAAGCGGUGAACUAUGUGAUUCAAGAGACUGAGACAUUGCCAGAUGGCCAAGAAAAGACAACAUUGGUCUUGCCGACCGAGGAUGUACCGGGAACAUGGCUGGGGAUCACGACUCACGGAGAUUUGGUAGGACUGACGAAUUAUCGAGAAACGAUGGCUUACCUGGCUGAGAAGCGGUCACCCAAACUUUCUAGAGGUAAAGUCUGUGGGGAAUACUUAAUCGCCAUGGCGUCUGCACAUGAGAACCAUUAUCGCCGUCAACAGCAACAAAGCAUGGUGAGUGACAAUUGUGAUAGCAGCAGUAGCAUCACAGCAGCAACAGGGGUACCUAAGGACCGUGCAGAGCAAUGGAUCAGAAAACGAGCAGUUGGUUGGGAUACUGAGUUUGAAGGAUUAAACCUGUUGGUAGUGCAAAAUGCCGGCGACCAACAGAGCGUUGCCGGCAAUAGAGAAGGAUCGGAGCUUUUUGUCUUUAAUGAGACAUCGAGGAGUAACGCAGCAAAAGUGGCAAUAGCUACUUCAUAUGAUAGUGAUCCAUUGGACAACAGUAAUCCCACAAUCCUACCAGGAUCUGUAGUUGGAGUCAGUAAUUCCGUCUUCAAGCGCCCAUGGACCAAGGUUGAUAUUGGAGUCCAGGCUUUGGAGAAGAUACUGAAUAAGAGUAUCGAGCUUUUUGGAGCAGGCUCAAAAGCAUCACUCCGAGAAAGUGCUGCCUCUCUUAUUCCUUCCCCCUCUUCUAAUUCACCAUCAAUACCAUCGCCACCAUCCACUAACGAUGGUCGUCCAAUCAUAUCUAACGAUGACCAAAAAGAAAUAGCCUGGCUAGUUAUUCAGAUGUUGACACUCUUGCGUGUUAACACCAAGCCAUUUCCUGACGACAGAGGUGAAAAAGACGUACUGGCCAAAAUUAAUGGGCUUCGCGAGCGUGUGUUUAUUCCUAAAAUCACUCUGGGAAUAACAGAUAGUCAUGAUUAUGAUUAUGCGAGAAGGAGCCAAACCGUAUUGGCUCGCAACAAUGAGUCCACUCCAUUUUUGUUCAAGAAUAAAAAAGCCAGGCUCCUCUUUGUUUUCGUCAAACCAUUUAUAGAUUCCUGAAUCAUACUGUUAUACGUGCAUCUUCCUUUCUUAUUAUGAUCCUGACACACUACAGAGCAACUCUCGUUUUACAGAAGAGCAGCCAAUUCCCCCUAGGCAUACACCUCAUAACGCCAUGUUGUGGGAGCACGGGAAAACAUGAUAGUCUUUCCAGUAAAGCUACUAACUGAUGAAGGUGAAUGGUAACAAA